AUGUCAGCUACUCUUCCAGCUUUAAGAAUCAAUAGAAGAAUCGCUCCUCUAGAAGACUCUGGCACUCUUCAUUUGAAAAUUGCUAUCUUAGUCGCCUGUGGAGCAACAUGCGCUUACAAGAGAAAGUUCUUCGGUCACGAGAAAAACUACUUCAACUUGGCAAUGCACAGUAUUGGAGUGUUCUAUGGCACAUACCUCUACACCAAGACAUUCUUAGACCCAGUAUCAGAGGAGGCUGCCAGGAUUAACAACAGCAAUGAGUACAAUCAUCAGAGAUCUCUUGGAAACAUCUGA
Stylonychia lemnae is the source of this 294-nucleotide messenger RNA. The record is from the annotation of a GenBank genome assembly. NCBI's taxonomy places the organism in Eukaryota, Ciliophora, Spirotrichea, Sporadotrichida, Oxytrichidae.